Molecule: messenger RNA, 834 nt
Organism: Beta vulgaris subsp. vulgaris (sugar beet)
Lineage: Eukaryota; Viridiplantae; Streptophyta; Magnoliopsida; Caryophyllales; Amaranthaceae
Exons: 6
Coding region: 145-834 (229 amino acids)
Source: RefSeq, a predicted model, not a curated record
GGUAACAAGGCUCGUGUGGAGGGUUCUAUUUGUAAUGCGUACUUGUGCGAAGAGAUAGCAAACUUCUGUUCCAACUAUUUUCAGCAAGGAGUGGAUACUAAGACACGAGAUUUAGGUCGUAAUGUCACUGAUGAAGUUGAUAGGAUGCUCGAUGAAAAUGUCCCAGAACUAUUUAGAGUUGAUUGUGGUCGGCCGUCAAAUGCAGGUGGAAAACGAUAUUUAACUGAAGCAGAACUUCAGCGUGCACACCUAUAUGUGUUAGCAAAUACAGGCAUCUUACAAGAAUUUGAAAAGGGUUUCGAGGACCACAUUCUUCAAAUUCGACCUACUCUACGUGCAGAAGAUGUGUGGGUGCAACAUGAAGCAGAAUACCUUGAUUGGUUUAGAUCGAAAGUUAUUCAAGACAAACCAAAUGAUGAUGUACUGUUUGCUUUAGCAAUGGGUCCUUCGACAUUAGUUCGCACUUGGAAUGGAUACUAUGUUAAUGGAUACAAUUUCCAAACACAAGGAUCAAGCAAACACAAGUCCACCAUGAAUUAUGGAGUGUGUGUGUCUAAUGACGGAGGAUGCAAUUGGAUGGACAAUGUCAGGGGAAUGAACAUCGAUCAAUACAAGCUAGUUGAAGUCAACCAUACCAAGAAAUACCCAAGUUUGAUCCCUUUGUGCUAUCAUACCAGGAACAAGUGUUGGACUCCAACUCUUUCUGAUCCAAGUGAUAUUCCCGAUUAUGAAGAGGGUGAUGAUGAAGAAGAGUCUAGUUUCGAUUCUGGAGAUAGCGAGGAUGAUGACGAUGAAGAUGAUGGUUUUUGGGAUGACGAUAGUGAUGAUGAAUAA